AUGGUCGGACCAAGCAUGCGGCCCCCUCGCUCCAUCUCAGGAUCAUCAUCUGCCGCUGCAGCAGCAGCCGUAGCCAUGGCCAUGGCCACAGUUGCGAAUGCUCGGUUAUCGGGUGCUGCUAGUGGGAAUGGAGGAUACAACUUUGAGGGACCUUUGGAUCAAGACGGCAACUUGAUCAUCUUACGUGCUAUUCCGGCCGAUGAGCGCAACCGAUUGGCGGCUGGGAGAAUGGAGGACUAUCAGUCAAUGGGAAUGUUCAACCCUUUGUGGGCGCGUGCCGGACUCUCCGCCAGAGGACCCGACUCGACAGGUUCGCGUUCGAUGGAGCUCCCAGCAGCUAGCUAUCAUGGCCAUCGCAAACUCCACGCCUAUUCGUCCCCGUCUCCAACACUACCGCCAACUUCUAGAGGGAUUUUUCCAAUGGGGGCGUCUUCAAUCUACUCGGCCACCGACCCUCUCUCAGGAUAUACACGAACUCAACAGAGCCCACCCUUGACAAUUGCAACAGGUCGCUAUGUAUCGACACCUACACCUGGUUCACAUGACAUGGUUUCAGACCCGAAACGGUUGGCUGGAUUCGACUACUUCAACCUCCCUCUCACCCAGUCCACCGCCUCUACUCCUUCAGUCACUUCGCCCUCAUUCGCAGCUCAUACUAGAAGUUUUGCUCAGCUCAGUUUGAUGGACGACUCAUCGUUAUCGGCCUCGUUGCCCCCAACUCCAACCCAGUCCAACUUCGACAAGUACGAUGAUGGGAUGGAUCCCACGUCCCUCUAUAAAGCUCCAGUCCCGCUUUACCCCGCACAGACUUCUCAGUCUCCUCAUCGUCCCAAUGGACAGUCACUACCAGCACAGCACAAGCAGCUGAGAACCGCAUCAGUCUCACCUCACCCUCAAGGUCGCGACGUUCGACACCAGCCAUUCGGUUUCCCUGACCGUCGAUCGUCUCUGCCCUGGGAUGCCCGCAUUUCGUCCCACUCUGGAUCGUUGGACAGCAGAGGAGCAUCCAAGGGCUCUCGUCAACAGCCUGGAUCGUCCAUUACGUCUGCCUCCACUGUUCAUGGCUACAAAGGUCGCGGGCGCAACAGCCUUCCUCAGUCGUUUCUUGUGCGGUCCAACAGCACGCCCGCCAUCUUUGGUUUGCCAUCUACACCCAUGACGACCUUGGAACACCAGAAACAGCAUCAGCAGCAACAACAGCAAGCCCAUUUCAACCUGCAAAGCUGGCACGGUCUGCGACCCAAAGUUGAAUACGACACUAGCAGUACCUCAACCACGAUUGUCGAAAGGGCUACCCAGGACCUCAUUACGGCGACUGGACACCUCCGAUGCACUCUCGCUCAGCAACAGUCGUCGGAAUACUUUAUGGAGAAUCAUGAUCAGCUUCAAACACGCGGUGUCGCUCCCUUCGAUCGUUCGUUCCACAACAAUGCCCAGGGCCAAGUCGUACAGGACAUCCAGGACAGCACUCGUGGGCACUUGUCAUCGGGCCUGAAUUCCAACUCCUCGACCGGUGUUGUGUCAAGACAGCAGGAGCACCAAGUCCGCGUCCAACGCACGAUGCUACAGGACGAACCCCAUCAGCAUCCAUCCAUUGAUGCUUGGGCUCAGCCAGGACUAGACUGCUUUGAGGGCAGCAACAUAUCGAACAAGAACCGACCGUACUUUGGGUCGACGACUGACACUGAAGUCCUGCAGACCAUCCCGGUGCCCCGAUCCUCGGGCACCUCGCAAGAUAUAUCGGCCAUGCUUACUUGCUCUUACUCUCCACCCGAAACUCAGCUGCACCGUCCGACGAGUCACCCCCUUAUAUUCGACACAAUGGUCCAUGGACGGAAUGACGCCACCUCUCAGCAACAGCAACAGCAGCACCAACAACAAUUCCAGUCAGCUCAGCGUCAACUCCAGUCAUCACAGCAUGGUCAGAGCCACCAGCACCCACUGUCGCUGAAGGUGGAGGAUCUGGAAGACGACACGUUUGAUACUUCGUUGGCCAUGGUAUUGGAUGAUCAUCUGAGGCUUAUGGACCAUCUCAACAUGAUGCCGGACGUUGAGGUCUACCAGAACCAACUCUCUUCCGCUGCAUCCAUGAUACGACCAACUGAGCAACAACAGCCACAGCAACAACAUCAGAAAAUCACUGUGUCGACAUCAAUUUCCACUGGAUUGCACCACCACCCGCAGCAGCAGCGUCUUCAAGGCCCCAUGUCGGCCCCAGUCAUCUCCACACAUCACCAGAACCUCUUUGGAUCCAGCGAACUGUACCCUGCCCCCGCAUCUGCCACCCCCGCCAACAGCACGGUUCGAUCCACCGGGUAUUCGGUUUUGUCCGGGUCGUCGAUUCCGAGUCCAGUCCCGCCUGAGGAUCCUACGAUUGGCGGUGGGAUGGUAAUGAUCAAGCGAGAGUUUGGCCACCAACCUCCGCACCCGCAGCAACAGCAACAGCAACAGCAGCAGUCUAUACUGUAUUUUGACAACCCUGCGAUUGUCAUGAGCAAGGGACCACAGAGUGCGGGUAGCAGUACUGGUUGUCACGGAGAUAGUGCCACUGGCAGCGGCAGUGGAAGUGAGCCUUUUGGAUAUGUGCAAGAUACGAGCUUCAUGCACAUCAAAGUUGAGCCAGAUCUCGACCUUGACAGUCAGCACCAACUCCAGCAACAGCAUCAUCACCAACAGCAACAACCGCAACCACAGACGACAUCAUCGUCGCAGUAUACCAUGGAUCGCCAGCACCCAUUUGAUCCUACCCCUGUACAGCACCAGCAUCAACACCGUCAACAGCAGCAGCAACAGCAACAACAACACCAAUUCCAGCAUCAUCAUCCUCAAGGCGUCGUUUGA
Linnemannia hyalina is the source of this 2841-nucleotide messenger RNA. The record is from the annotation of a GenBank genome assembly. NCBI's taxonomy places the organism in Eukaryota, Fungi, Mortierellomycota, Mortierellomycetes, Mortierellales, Mortierellaceae.